Messenger RNA from Ceratina calcarata, 1190 nucleotides. RefSeq names its product ubiquinone biosynthesis protein COQ3, mitochondrial (gene Coq3). Gene Ontology annotation, molecular function: polyprenyldihydroxybenzoate methyltransferase activity; 3-demethylubiquinol 3-O-methyltransferase activity. The coding region runs from base 184 to 1044 and encodes 286 amino acids. Gene Ontology annotation, biological process: ubiquinone biosynthetic process. The record is from RefSeq and is a predicted model, not a curated record. Gene Ontology annotation, cellular component: mitochondrion. The transcript is spliced from 4 exons. Lineage: Eukaryota; Metazoa; Arthropoda; Insecta; Hymenoptera; Apidae.
AUAAAAUUACAUCAGUAACUAUUUAUCCAGACGUAGGUUAAAAUUGUUUUUAUUUUGAUGUGUCAAACGCCUGAUCGCUACAGCCUGUAGGAUAGGUAUCGUUUGUUUUCUCGUGACACCGAAUACAUCCUAUAUUUCGAAAAUUCUCUAACCACGGUCGAUCAUCUCCAUCAAGCAUAAAUCAUGAAAGUCGUCAAAUUAUUAUCGGCCAGAUCUAUAGCCACCGGUCCUAAAUUUCAAAACCGGUUAUCGGAGCAGACCGGUCAAUUAACGAAAUCUAGUCUGGACAGAAAAUCAACGAUCGAUCUCGUAUCCGUGACUCAUCACUCGAAAUUGUGCGACAAAUGGUGGGACGUAAACGGCGAAUUACGUGUUUUGCACUCGUUAAAUCCGCUGAGGGUACAAUUCGUCAGAGACGGUUUAGCGAACACUGGAGUUCAGGCUGAAAAUCCUUGUUACCCUUUGGAAGGAAUAAAGGUAUUGGAUGUCGGAUGCGGAGGAGGACUGUUCUCGGAGCCUCUGGCCAGGAUAGGGGCCGACGUAACUGGGAUCGAUGCAUCCUCGGAAUUGAUAGCCACCGCGAAAGAGCAUGCUUCACAGGAUUCAAAUUUGGAUGGAAAGCUAAAUUACGUUCAAACUGCCAUUGAAGACUUCUCUGUGAAUAACAGAGAAGCAUUCAAUGCAGUCGUGGCUUCGGAGAUCAUAGAGCAUGUGAACGACAAGGAUUUGUUUUUCAAGAGUUGCAUAGACACGUUGAAGCCUGGUGGCUCGAUAUUUGUUACAACGUUUAACAAAACCCUGAACUCUUGGAUCGCUGGCAUCAUCGCGGCUGAACAUAUUUUUAAACUCAUACCAAAGGGUACUCAUGAUUGGAAUAAAUUCAUCACUCCUGCUGAGAUGCAGUCCCUGUUAGAAAAGCACGGUUGUAAAACACAGUUGAUUCACGGUAUAGGUUACAAUCCUUUAAAGAACGAAUGUUUCUGGAUGAAUUCGACACAGAUCAAUUAUGGCCUCCAUGCUGUAAAGAGGAAAGAACAGAAGUAAAUACGAGUAUUACUUUUUUUAUGAAUUUAUUUCAUAGUAUAAUUGCACAAUGAUAUGACGUUUGUAUCGUUGUAACUUAAAAUACACAUUUUUAUUGAUUGUUACCAAUAAAGGAUGGAGAACUUGAACAGGUCAUGAAAAAGUAA